Molecule: messenger RNA, 1725 nt
Organism: Talaromyces atroroseus
Lineage: Eukaryota; Fungi; Ascomycota; Eurotiomycetes; Eurotiales; Trichocomaceae
Exons: 6
Coding region: 1-1725 (574 amino acids)
Biological process (GO): nucleotide-excision repair; DNA replication; meiotic cell cycle
Cellular component (GO): DNA replication factor A complex; nucleus
Molecular function (GO): damaged DNA binding; single-stranded telomeric DNA binding
Source: RefSeq, a predicted model, not a curated record
AUGGCUACUGACCCAGCCUCUCUCAUCUCCGUCGGGUCUCUGAGGCAGGUUGUCCCUAUCUCGCCGUGUGGGAUCUUCGACGAGUCGAGAGCUACCGAGAGCCAGCCUAUUGUUCAAUGUGUGCAGAUCAAGCCGCUGGCUCCCCAGCCGAACGGACAAGAGCGCUAUCGGGCUGUUUUCAGCGAUAUUUCUAAUUAUGUGCAAACUAUGAUUGCCACCCUGAGGAUGCUGACCGAGAUUUGGAGGAUACUGAUUAUACUUGAUCUUGAGGUUCUCUCACACCUUGGAGAGUACGAAAAGAUUGGGGAUCCCAAGCCGCUCGAGACCAAACCCGAAGACGAGGAGAGGGCAGCACCCACGACGGUAUCCGGUAACAGCCAUUAUGGCUCGAAAGGCCAAGUUGGAAGUGAAGCCCACAAAGUUCGCCAUGCAUCAUCAUCAUCAUCAUCUGCACAUGCCACCAUCUAUCCAAUCGAAGCUAUAUCUCCAUAUUCGCACAAGUGGACAAUAAAAGCACGUUGCACAAGCAAAUCAGCCAUCAAAACGUGGCACCGUAGUAACUCGGAGGGGAAACUCUUCAGCGUCAACCUCCUGGAUGAUAGCGGGGAGAUCAAAGCUACAGGCUUUAACGAUCAGUGUGACAUGUUCUAUGACAUGUUCCAGGAGGGCUCUGUUUACUACAUCUCUAGCCCAUGCCGAGUGCAAAUCGCCAAAAAGCAAUUUUCAAAUUUGAAUAACGACUACGAGCUCACCUUUGAGAAAGACACGAUCGUUGAGAAGGCCGAAGACCAGGACAACGUCCCUCAAAUCCGAUUUAAUUUCACGAGCAUUGGCGACCUGCAAUCGGUCGAAAAGGACACUACAACCGAUAUCAUUGGGGUUAUAAAGGAAGUUGGCCAGACAUCGCAGAUAACUUCGAAAACAACGAAUAAGCCCUACGACAAACGAGACUUACUUCUUGUUGAUAACACCGGUUUCUCUGUUCGCCUCACGGUUUGGGGUAAUGUAGCUACCAAUUUCAGUGCCAUGCCUGAAUCCGUAGUGGCAUUCAAGGGCGUGAAAGUGUCCGAUUUCGGAGACAUCGAAGAAGCCCACAGACUCAAGGGCUGGUAUGAUGCACAAGGAAGGUCUGAUAAUUUCACGUCACAUGCUUCAAUGUCAGAUGCAGUUACAUCUGGUGGCGGAAGACCCGAUCAGUACAAGACAAUCGCCCAAAUCCGUGAAGAACAGUUGGGUAUGUCAGAAGAAGCAGAUUUCUUUUCUCUAAAGGCAACCAUCAUCUACAUCAAACAAGACAAUGUGAGCUAUCCCGCAUGUCCUUCGGCAGAAUGCAACAAGAAGGUCAGCGAGCUGGAUCCCGGUCAGUGGCGGUGUGAGAAAUGCGACAAAACAUACCCCAAGCCAGAAUAUCGCUAUAUUAUGCUUAUCAAUGUCAGCGAUCACACUGGCCAACUCUGGCUCAAUUGCUUUGAUGAAGUUGGAAGACUCAUCAUGGGCAAAACAGCGGAUGAUUUGGUAAACAUCAAGGCGGAGAAUGAGUACGAGGCAAGCGAGCUAUUCCAAGAAGCCAACUGCCAGACUUGGAACUUCCGAUGCAAGGCGAAGAUGGACCAUUAUGGCGAACAACAGAGAAUACGUUAUCAAAUAUCUUAUGCCAAGCCGAUUAAUUAUUCGGACGAAGCUACACGUUUGGCCAACCUUAUCCAAUCGUAUAGUCUUGCAUAA